This is a messenger RNA of Terrapene triunguis (Three-toed box turtle), 3370 nucleotides long. RefSeq names its product chromosome unknown C5orf30 homolog (gene MACIR). The record is from RefSeq and is a predicted model, not a curated record. Bases 1010 to 1672 code for a protein of 220 amino acids. Gene Ontology annotation, biological process: negative regulation of cytokine production involved in inflammatory response; negative regulation of fibroblast migration. Lineage: Eukaryota; Metazoa; Chordata; Testudines; Emydidae. The transcript is spliced from 2 exons.
AAUUCUUUACAGUUUGGGGAGGAGGAAGCUUUGCCUUCCCCUAGCAAAGAUGGCCAAUGCCUUCUGUUGAUCCCAAUGGCAAUUAGCCAGGCUGCCUUUAGGGAAGGAGGAGACAGAGGGAGGUAUUGUGAGGAACAGUUGAUGUCGAGGAGGUAAAAUCCAAGAGCAGGGAGGGAAAUUGGAGGAGUGUUUGUGGCCAGGGGAAUGUGGCGGGCAAUGGGAAAGGUGGAAUGUGUGGAGGAGAAUCUGAGGGGCAGGAGACGGAUGUGGGCACAUGAGGAAGAAUGAGGGAUAGGAGAUUAGGGGGAAGGGAGGACAAAUAUGGGAGAGGGGCACAUGAAUGGAACAGAAGACUGAGAUGGUCACUGUUGUGAUCGGGAAGGGAAUGUGGAAGGCUAUAAUGGCAGCUUUACCACUUAGAAGAGGGUAAGUGGCUUUCUCCCUCCAAGCAAACAUGAGGCAGUCUUAAAUUUGCAUUUAAGGUUGAAUUUUGAAUCUGAGAUAUUGUGCACAAAUUGUGGAUGAGGAAGCUCCCCGUUACAUUUUCCUCUGCCUUCUGAUGUUUGAACAACAUAAUUUUUCUCUUAAUCGUGUGAUUUUUAAGUCUCAUGAUGUUUAGGAAUCUGAUUCCAGAUGUAUGCAUGGUUGCUUGUUAAUACUGCAUCUGUCACCCUCCUUCAUUCCUCCCACUGCAAUUUCUGAUUCUCUCUUCACCCCCAAUCUCUUCAGCCUCAGAAUCGAGACCAGUAGCAAACUUCCCAUGGAGUGUGAUAAAAUAGUUCCCCCUGGUGGCAAACUGGGGGAAGUUUGUCAGAUCCAGGGGCUGUUCAGUAAUGGAGCUCAGAAUUAUAUGCUUCUCUGGGGAGCUUGCCUGCCUGUUUCCCUUUUUCUUUCAUGUCCUAGGACCUGGAAAGCUACAGAGAGGAAGGCUUCUUUUUGGUGGACCAUUGGAAGUUUAUUGGCCUGAGAGAGCCAUCUGUUAUCAUUCCAAGUUUGGGUGAGCCUGGAAAUGAAGAAAGAAGUAUGGGAGAGUAGAGUUGUAUUUAAAAUGGAAGUUGACAUAAAUGGAGAGACCAGAACUACCAUAGCUACGCUUCCCUUACCUAUUGCAGAGGUGAGUUCCACAGGCAAAGUGGAAGCAGAGAAACCUCGAUGCUCCAGCACCCCAUGCUCACCUAUGCGACGGACUGUUUCAGGUUAUCAGAUCCUUCACAUGGAUUCUAACUACUUGGUUGGCUUCACAACUGGUGAGGAGCUCUUGAAAUUAGCCCAGAAGUGUACAGGAAGUGAGGAAAAUAAAGUGGAAGCUGUGCCCACCGUGCGCUCCAAACAACUUGAUUCAGGACUUACACGUUCCUCACGGUUGUACAAAGCUAGAAGUAGAUACUACCAGCCAUAUGAGAUCCCAGCUGUAAAUGGAAGGAGGAGAAGACGGAUGCCCAGCUCAGGGGAUAAAUGCACUAAGGCUUUACCAUAUGAACCCUACAAGGCACUUCAUGGUCCUCUGCCUCUUUGUCUCCUCAAAGGUAAGAGGGCUCACUCUAAAUCCCUGGACUACCUCAAUUUAGACAAAAUGAACAUCAAAGAACCUGCUGACACAGAAGUGCUUCAAUACCAGCUCCAGCACCUUACCCUAAGAGGGGACCGUAUGUUUGCUAGAAACAACACAUGAACUACCAUGUGGAAAUAAAGCCAACUCCUGGUAAUUUCUUCAUUGCUGCAAAUAUCCACUGUUGGACUGUGUACAUGACUGUCCACAUUGUAGGUGGUUGUAUCAGCUAAGUGUUAUCAGAAUGUUAUUUAUUAAAUACAAGUUUGAACACUCAAAAUGUCUCAAAUAUUUGGAGGGAAAAAUCUUUUCAGAGAGAUUAACUUCUGAAGAAAAUCUGACUGCAAUUGGUGGACAUUUCUUUGGGACACUUUUUAACAAAGAAAAGGCUUUUGUACAGGUAUCUAGUAUUUACAGUGAUUUGACACUCAGAAAUUGGUGAUGGUGUCUACUUUGUUGUUGCUAAUUUGGCUUGCUAUUGGAAGUUGCUGUUGAAUAAGCAUCAAGUUCUCCUUUUGUCAUUUUCUGUAACAUACAUUUUAUUGUAAAGAUGGUAAUGGUUUGUUGUAUUACAGAAAAGAAUGUGAACCUGGCUGAAUUGGACCACUUGUUAUUUAAAACAAUCCAGUUUAAACAUUUUGAAACUGGGUCUGCGCUAGAAAAAAGUUUCACUGAUGCAAAUGAACAAAGGUUUAUUUUUACUUAAAAUUAUUGAACAGUUAUUUUUUAGUUGUACAUGGGAAUAGUUGCUUUUCUUCUUUCUUUCUCUGUUUUAAAAACUUUGGUUAAAUAAGUAUUUGGAAUAUUUUUAAAAAAAAGAACCAUUCUGGAAGUAAAUAUUUUCAUUACAUUUUAAGAGGAUUUAAUGUAAUACAUUUGGGGGGGUUUACAUUGUCUUGACAUAUAAAAAAGGACCCACUUUAGAUUCCAAUAUAUAGAUUAGAAUGUCUACAUCAGAAAGUAGUAUUGAAUGAAAUUUUUGAUUUGUAAAUCAUAAUUUAUAUUACAUAUGUACUUAUGGAAGGUGUUAAAACACAACUUUAGCACUGCAUUGGAAAUUCCAGUUAUUUGCAGCACCGAACACUUUUAAAAAUUAAAAAUCCAGAUGCCUGAAUUAGUUUGAAGGCAUAGAGUGCUUCUAUAGCAGCCUUGAAGUGCUGAAUCUGGAUUUAACAAUUUAUAUCUCAUGCACUGGCUUAAUUUGUUGCUUAAGAAAUCAUGUCCAACCAUGAUAGGAAAUGCAAUUUUAACUACUGCAAACCUAAAUAUAUUUGGAAAAUAUAUGUAGCUUGCCUUUGUAAAAGUACUAUUUUUCAUUCUUUGUCUUUUUUUAAAGGUGCAAGUUAUUACUGACGCAGUGUGCAACCGUGCUUGUUUUUGCUCAGCAAGUUAUUUAGAAGUUAAAGAUUUAAAUAAGCACCAUGUCUAUGAAGUAGAAAUAAUUUUUAAUUGGUCAGUCAUUCCUGGCACAAUUCUGAUUUUCUUCAGAAAGAAUGGAAAGCAGUAGUGCAGAGUGUGUGUUGUGGAAAAACAAGAAUUCUUUUAAUUCUUUCACUUACUCCACAGUUGUAUCUGACUACAGUAAAGAGCCUGUGGAUAGUUUGCAUUCUACUGGUUUGGUUGAUUAUUAUUUAUUUAUUUAUUUAUUUUUUUAAAGGUAUGUUAGGAAUCUUUACAGCUGAUGUAUACUUUAAAGUAAACUGCACCUCUGUAAACUUAUUGUAUUGAAGAAUGAUCUCUAAACUAUUCUUAUAUAGUCUCUAGUUUCACAAACAGAAUACUGUCAGAUGCCAAAGAGAGAUGGGUUUUAUGUUUAAUGAU